AUGUCAGACGAUAUAAUCUGGCAUCUUAUAAACAAUCAAUUUUGCUCCUACAAGCUUACGACCGACAAAGGUCAGGCCUUUUGUCGUAAUGAAUACAACGUGACGGGACUCUGUAAUAGACAGUCAUGCCCUCUGGCGAACUCCAAGUAUGCGACUGUCAAGAGUGUGAAUGGCCGGUUGUACUUAUACAUGAAAACAGCAGAAAGGGCUCAUACACCAGCAAAACUGUGGGAAAGAAUCAAGCUCUCCAAGAAUUACUCCAAAGCCAUUCAGCAGAUCGACAACCACCUUCUUUAUUGGAAUAAAUUCCUGGUACACAAAUGUAAGCAGAGAUUGACCAGACUUACGCAGGUUGCAAUCACAGAAAGACGUAUGGCUCUAAGAGAGGAAGAAAGGCAUUAUGUUGGUAUUGCUCCUAAGGUCAAAAGGAGGGAGGAAAACCGUGAAAGAAAAGCGUUGGCGGCUGCUAAGAUUGAAAAGGCUAUCGAGAAAGAAUUGCUGGAUAGGCUCAAGAGCGGCGCUUACGGCGAUAGGCCGCUAAACGUCGACGAGAAGAUCUGGAAGAAAGUGAUGGGCCACAUGGAGGACGAAGAUGAGCUACACGAGGACGAGGACGAGUUGGAACUUGAAGAGGAAGAGGAAAGUGAUGAAGGCGAGGUUGAAUACGUGGAAGACGAAGGCGACGACGAGAUGGUCGACUUGGAGGACCUAGAGAACUGGUUGCAGGGAUCAGACUCAGAUGAGCCCUCAUCUGAGGAGGAUAGCGAUGAAGAAAGCGACGAGGAUUCAGACGAAAGUGACGCUGAGGAGAAACCAUCGAAGAAGAAGAAGAAGGUGGCGCCGGCAAGAAAACGCCCCAAGGUGGAAAUUGAAUACGAACAAGAAACUGUCUUGCCAACCGUCCAGGAGACUACUCGUUAG
Messenger RNA from Torulaspora globosa, 921 nucleotides. RefSeq names its product ribosome biosynthesis protein MAK16 (gene MAK16). The transcript has a single exon. NCBI's taxonomy places the organism in Eukaryota, Fungi, Ascomycota, Saccharomycetes, Saccharomycetales, Saccharomycetaceae. The coding region runs from base 1 to 921 and encodes 306 amino acids. The record is from RefSeq and is a predicted model, not a curated record. Gene Ontology annotation, biological process: maturation of LSU-rRNA; maturation of 5.8S rRNA. Gene Ontology annotation, cellular component: preribosome, large subunit precursor; nucleolus.